AUGAAGAACGUCAAACUUGCUGUUUCCGGAACGACCUACCGCUACGCCAUCAACGCCCCGUUCGACAAGGAAAAGCCAUACCUCCUGUUUCUUCACGGCUUCCCAGAUACUUCGUACGGUUGGGUCAACCAGAUCGAAUACUUUACCAGGCGCGGCUACGGCAUCAUAGCCCCAGAUCUUCUGGGCACCGGUGGUACAGACAAGCCCGUCGAACUGGAAGCUUAUAGUCUGAAGACAAUGGCAUCUGACCUUGCUGAACUGCUCGACUGCGAAGGUCUUGACAAGUCUCAGUACCUCUCAGCCCUUGCAUUCUUGGAUAUCGGCUACAACGCCCCCGGAAUAGACGUCAACCAAACCUUCGUGGAGGCUUAUAACAAUAUUUCACAAGCAACAUUCGGCUACCCCAUUCUCGGGUACUGGUACUUCUUCGAUGAAGAUGACGCACACGUCCUUUUGGAUGCACACUUGGGUUCUCUAUACUCUCUCGCGUACUCGUUCAAUGCACCAAAAGUAAUGGCGGAGAAUUUCAACCCGAUUGGUGCACUUCAAGAAUGGCUCGCAGCUGAUAGAAGAGCGGAAUACGGCAACGACUUCAUCACCAAUUCGACUCGCGAGCAAUGGAAAACCAUCGUUCGCGCCCAGGGAGGCGUUGAGGCAAAUCUGAAAUGGUACAAAUCUUACUUGCGGGGUAUCAACUCGGCUGAUGAGAACGAGAUUCGAUCGAUGUCGGGAGUCAUUGAGCAGCCUAGUCUGUUCAUCGCGGCCGAGAGGGAUUCUGUCGGUAUUCCGUCAGAGCAGUUACGGUCUACGCUGCCAUACGCUCCGGGAAUGCAGAUUAGAACUGUUGAUGCUGGCCAUUUUCUUCAUAUUGAGCGAGCUGAUGAAGUCAAUGAGGCACUCUACGACUUCGUCCAGGGUCUUCAAUAG
Messenger RNA from Alternaria viburni, 927 nucleotides. RefSeq lists its product as uncharacterized. The transcript is spliced from 3 exons. The record is from RefSeq and is a predicted model, not a curated record. NCBI's taxonomy places the organism in Eukaryota, Fungi, Ascomycota, Dothideomycetes, Pleosporales, Pleosporaceae. The coding region runs from base 1 to 927 and encodes 308 amino acids. Gene Ontology annotation, molecular function: catalytic activity.